UCUCGAAACGCAGUUGCGUUGCGCGGCGCACACUGCUAUUGGUCAUUUACGGCGGAAGUGAAACUAGUAAAGAAAGCAAGCGUGCAGCGCGGUCUUUUUGGCGGGAAACGUUCCAUCGAGCAUUGUGGGAAUCGCUCUGCACGUUUCCUGAAAUUUGUCUCACUGUUGACAGUUCUGAAUAUAAUUAUGGAUGUUGCCGAUCUUCGAACUGGUCCAGUGCUCGUGAAGGACGAUAUAGGAGAACGCUGCCAGAAACUUUUUCGAGAUUUCCUCGAAGAGACGAAGAACGUGAAGAACGAGGUAAAGCACUUGGAGGAUGCCAAGAAUCUCAUCAAGCCUGAACGCAAUACCCUGGAGGUUAGCUUUGCAGAUGUGGAACGGUUCAACCAGAAUUUGGCAACAGUUAUCCAGGAGGAAUAUUACAGGGUGUACCCUUACCUGUGUCGAGCUUUGCGGAAUUUUGUAAGAGACAGAGCAGAGGUGGACGUCGACAAGGAAUACUACAUCAGCUUCGUGGAUGUUGCAACGCGUCACAAGGUUCGUGAGCUUACCACAGCCAAGGUGGGCAGCCUGUUGAAAAUAAGCGGCCAGGUGGUGCGCACCCACCCUGUCCACCCGGAGCUGGUUAGCGGAUCCUUUGUAUGCCUCGACUGCCAGACGCUCGUCAAAGAUGUGGAACAACAGUUCAAGUAUACACAGCCCACCAUCUGCAGGAACCCUGUGUGUAACAACAGAACACGUUUUCUUCUGGACACCAGCAAGUCAAAGUUUGUGGACUUCCAGAAAGUGCGAAUUCAGGAGACUCAAGCAGAGCUUCCAAGAGGAAACAUUCCUCGAAGUGUGGAAGUAAUAGUUCGUGCUGAAGCAGUCGAGGUGGCUCAGGCAGGUGAUCGCUGUGAUUUCACGGGCACACUCAUUGUGGUACCAGAUGUCAGCCAAAUGACCACACCUGGGCUUCGAACCGAGAGCAGCGCCCACCAUAAAGGAAUGGAGGGCUUUGAGACAGAAGGCAUCCGUGGGCUCAAGAACCUCGGAGUGCGAGAGAUGUCUUACAGGAUGGCAUUCCUCGCAUGCACUGUAGAGCCUACCAACCCGAGACUCGGUGGCAAAGACGUCUUGGCAGAGGAGAUAACUCCAGAGAUCAUUAAGAAGCAGAUGACCCCUGACCAAUGGGAGAAGAUUUAUGCAAUGAGCCAAGACAAGAAUCUCUACCACAACCUCAUCUCCAGUCUGUUCCCUACAAUCCACGGGAAUGAUGAAAUCAAGAGAGGGAUUAUGAUCAUGCUUUUUGGUGGUGUUCCUAAAACAACCAUAGAAGGUACCACAUUACGUGGCGACAUCAACAUCUGCAUUGUGGGAGAUCCCAGUACAGCCAAGAGUCAGUUCCUCAAGCAGGUGUCAGAGUUUUCACCUCGUGCUGUGUACACAAGUGGGAAGGCAUCCAGUGCUGCUGGUCUGACGGCUGCUGUUGUUAGAGAUGAAGAGUCCCAUGAGUUUGUCAUUGAGGCUGGAGCCCUAAUGCUGGCGGACAAUGGUGUUUGCUGCAUUGAUGAGUUUGAUAAGAUGGACCCCAAGGACCAGGUGGCCAUUCAUGAGGCCAUGGAGCAGCAGACUAUUUCCAUUACCAAAGCCGGUGUCAAAGCAACUCUCAAUGCUAGGACGUCCAUCUUGGCAGCUGCGAAUCCUAUUGGUGGGCGCUAUGACCGAGCAAAGUCGCUGAAGCAGAACAUCUCCCUUUCCCCUCCAAUCAUGUCACGCUUUGACCUUUUCUUCAUCUUGGUUGAUGAAUGCAAUGAGGUGACUGAUUAUGCUAUUGCUAGAAGGAUUAUUGACCUUCAUUGCCACAACGAGGACAGUAUGGAGAAAGUGUACAGCCUAGAAGACAUUCAGCGCUACAUUCAGUUUGCACGCAUGUUCAAGCCUAAGAUCAGUGCAGAUGCCAAGGAGUACUUAGUGGAACAGUACAAACAUCUGAGGCAAAGGGACACAGGUGGCAUCUCCAAGUCUUCCUGGAGAAUUACUGUCCGUCAACUGGAGAGUCUCGUUCGCUUGGCUGAGGGCAUUUCACGAAUGCACUGCUGUGAUGAGGUUCUACCAAAACAUGUGAAGGAAGCUUAUCGACUGCUCAACAAAUCCAUCCUCCGUGUUGAGCAGCCAGACAUCAAUCUCUGCGAAGAAGAAGAGGAAGAAGCAGAGGAACCCAUGGACACAGAUGGCAUGGAUGAUUUGCCUACUCCACAGCAACUACAUGGAGAUGGAAUGGAAGGGGACAUCACUGAUGGCGACAAAAGUGUGCCAAGGAAACCAAAGCACAAAGGAGUACAGAAGGAGCUUGUUUUACCCUUUGAAGAAUACAAGAAGAUCUCCAAUCUUCUUGUUCUUCAUCUGCUCCAGGAGGAGAGCAAAGCAGAAGAAGAAAGAAGCGACGGCACCCGAAGAAUGGAUCUCAUUAACUGGUAUCUUAAGGAAGUGGAGAGUGAGAUAGAAACCGAGGAAGAUCUCAUUCUAAAGAAGACCAUCGUAGAGAAGGUCAUUGAGAGGCUUGUCCAACACGACCACGUCAUCAUUGCACUUACACAGUCUGGACUCAAGGGUGCAAGCAGCACAGAGGAAGAAGAUCCAAUACUUGUUGUGCACCCCAACUAUGUGCCCGAGUUGUCAUAGGCAUGGCUUAGUGUAACACUGUAAAUACUGUACUUGCAUGCUAAUGUUAUUUUUGCUUUUUAUUAAUAAACUAUUGCAACUGUUUUA
Messenger RNA from Ornithodoros turicata, 2751 nucleotides. It is a transcript of the gene Mcm6, whose product is annotated as DNA replication licensing factor MCM6-like. Gene Ontology annotation, cellular component: MCM complex; nucleus. Bases 187 to 2664 code for a protein of 825 amino acids. The record is from RefSeq and is a predicted model, not a curated record. NCBI's taxonomy places the organism in Eukaryota, Metazoa, Arthropoda, Arachnida, Ixodida, Argasidae. The transcript has 18 exons. Gene Ontology annotation, molecular function: single-stranded 3'-5' DNA helicase activity; single-stranded DNA binding; ATP binding. Gene Ontology annotation, biological process: mitotic DNA replication; double-strand break repair via break-induced replication; DNA replication initiation.